UUCUCUUUUCGCUGAGAAGACGCGCGCUCUUUCUUUUUUCUAGUUUAGGAGUAAACUGAAGGGCCUUUUGGCUUGCUAAAAGUUUUUUUAAACUGCAGCUCUUGUAGGCCCGGAGGAGGAUGGCGGACGAUGAACAAGAUGGAGGAGCUGGUGAUCCUAGAGUCGAAGCUCUGCAGCAGUACACGCUGAAAACUAUGAAACUCAAAAAUGACAAAUGGGCUAAGAUGAUGAGUCAAGAAGAUAAUCUGGUCAUAAUCAAUGAGUUCCUUGAACGCAAUGAUAGAAGGAUGCUUGUCAUUUAUGUCAGUCAAAAUGGCCAGCUUGCACCAAUGACAACAUUCCCCACUGCUGCUAAAGCAAAAGCUGUCUAUUUCAUCAAACGUCAGCCUGAGGCUAUCAAAAAGGAAAACGUCAAAUCUCUGCUCAUGGUUGGAGACCUGUCCCACGUCCCAUUGGAUCAGCUCUCCUACUUAGUUGAAUCUAUUCUUAUUCCACUUAUUGCAAACUCUACUAAUAAUUCCUCUUGGCCUGAAGUGGUGACUGAAGAUGUUGCAAGGCACAUGGGACACUUUAAAGGAGACGUCUUCGUUCUCUCAGGUCAAGUGAAAGGAAGGACACUGCUUCCUUUACCUGCCCAAGCUGAGCUGUUCAUUGAAGCUGCUCAAUGCUAUGAAGAUGGUCGUCCAUACGACAAGUCACUAAUCCAUUCAAUGGAGACAGUGGUGAUCGAAUGGUCUCAUCAGAUACAGGCAGUCCUCAAGAAGAACUCUGCACAGCUGCUGUUGGAUGGUAAGAACCCAGGACCGCUGGUAGAGAUAGACUUCUGGAAGGCACGAAUGUCAGACCUCGAGUCAGUCAUGGACCAACUAAUAACUGAUAAAGCACAAAAGAUGUCUUUUAUAUUGGAAAAGACACAGUCUGCCUAUUAUCCUGCACUCCAAAGCAUGAUGAGGGAUACUCGUAAAGCAUUAGAUGAAGCUAUUGAUGUGUAUAUAUACCUGAAGCCAAUGCGUAGGCACUUUGAAGAGUUGGAGGAGUCAGAUUUUCCUGAAAUUACUGAGCGCUUGCCUCCAAUGUUCCACUGCUUAUGUCUUGUAUGGUCACACUGUAAGAGCUACCAGCAACCAUUAAGGAUUGUCGUACUACUGCAAGAGAUUACUAACCUAAUGUUGGAAUUGUUUCGCAACUACAUGACAGAAGAGAUACUGAGAAUGGAGCCAGAGGAGGGUAUAGAGAAAGUAAAGGAGACCCUAGAGGUGUGUCAGUGCUAUAUAUCAAUGUACCACGAGCACAGAAACUCACUUGAUAAAUAUUUUAAAGAUGAGCCAGUGGUACCUUGGGGCUUUGAGACAAGCCUUGUCUUUGGAAGACUUGAUAAAUUUAUUCACCAGCUUCAUGUCAUUGAGGAGUACUUCAAAACCGUCAUCAUGUUCCUUAAACUUGAGAAGAUUGAGUUCUGUGGCCUUCGUGGCAAAGAACUCGGAGAUUUUGUACUUGAGAUGUACAACGACUUUCAAGACCUUAUGACUGCCUUCUCUGGCAAGAACCACGACCCACUAGACCCUAACAACAAGGAUUUUGCUAAAGAGUAUAGUGCCUUUAAAGCAAAGAUAUGUGACAUGGACAGGAGACUUGGGCUCAUUGUUUAUCAGGCAUUUGAUGAGUGUAGCAACUGUGAGGCUGCCUAUAGGUUGAUUGAUAUGAUGGGCCCACUUUUAAAGAGACCAAUAAUACACAAUAACUUCAAAGGCAAGUACCCUUUACUCGUUAAAAUGGUCAAUGAAGAAUUGGACUCCAUCAAAAGCAUUUAUGAUCAACAGCUCUCACUGGCCCAGUCUCCCAGUGGAGCACAUGUACACAAAAACAUGCCAAAAGUUGCUGGAGUCCUUCGCUGGAGUCAAGAGCUAAGAGAGCGGACUAACCUUGCGGUAGAAAGACUUAGAGACAUAGAUCACGAGAUGGAGGGUACUCCUGAUUUGGAAAUGGUCUUUAGCAAGUUUGAUGAAAUGAUGAAUCUCAUUGGAAGUUUUGAAGGUGAAGUGUUCCAGGAGUGGUCCGAAGGUGUUGAUGCUAUUGCUCAGACUAAUCUUGACAAGCCAUUACUAGUGAGGGAGGUGUCUGACGAAGGAUUGGAUCUAAUUCAAGUUAACUUUGAUCCAGAGUUGGUUGCAUUAUUGCGUGAAGUAAAGUAUCUCAAUCUACGUGAUGAGAGGAGUGAUCAGCCUAUUCCAGAAUCAGCUGUGGCUCUCUUCACUAAAGACAACACUUACCGAAAGUUUCUUCAAAACCUUGAUGUCACAGUGGCACUCUAUAACAAAGUUAAAAUGACUAUAAUGGAUGUUGAAGUACCUCUGAUUGAAGAUCAGCUUAAAGAGAUUGAUAGUCAGCUUCAGAGAGCUAUCUCAGAACUGAACUGGACCAGGGAUGGUGUUUGGGAGUACAUUGAAUCAACACGCGACUCUGUAAGAGACCUAGAGAAGAGGGUCCAGCAAGCCAAGAACAACGUCGAGUCAAUGAUUCAGAUAAUGACAAAAUGGAGUGAACGGCCUCUCUACCAGCGCAAAGAAGACAAGAAGGACUGUCUACUGAACCUUGAUGACAAAGAGACCACAAAAGAGUCGAGAUACUCCCUGAUUCGUUCGGGAGCUGAGAAGAUACACCAACUAGUGAAGGAGAAUAUGGAGUGCUUUAAAGCUGAGGAGGACACUGAGAGCUGGAGGAAUUACAUUAAUUAUAUUGAUGACAUCAUAUUGGACGGGCUCUUUAACUGCAUCAAUUGCUCAUUGAAAUAUCUCUCUGAGAAUACUUCAAAAGACAAAGAAGGUAUGCCACAGUUGAUGGAAGCUAAGCUUGAGCUUCAAGUCCCAGACACCAUAUUCAAUCCUUCGCUUGACCCAGACUCUACCGAUGGGUUCUUGUUUAUAUUUGAAGGUCUCAUUGAUGAUAUCUUUAGAGUUGCAUCUCUAGUCCCUCGUGUUGCUACUCAUAAAGGGUCAGACGAUUAUCUCUCUGAUGUAGAAGAACUGGCUGACCUGCUGGACCUAAAGGAAGAACUAAUGUCUAGGGUUAACGUUGUGAUGGAUAAAGCUAUUGAGUUCAGGAACUCGUUUGAUUCUUAUGCUUAUCUGUGGGUGGACGACAGGACAGAGUUCAUGAAUCAGUUCCUCAAAUACGGACAUGUCCUGACAUCAGAAGAGUUAGAGGCAGCUGGAGAUGAGCCCAUACCAGAGUCACCACCGACACUAGACAUGUUCAAGGAACAAGUCGACUCUUAUGAAAAAAUUCACAAAGAAGUUGAGAAAUUUCAAAAUACCGUUAUAUUUGAGGUCUGGUUCAGAGUAGACAGCAGGCCCUUCAAGAAUGCACUCCGUAACAUUGUCAAGAGAUGGAGCUUGAUGUUUAAGCAGCAUCUCAUUGAUCAUGUCACUAACAGUCUCUAUGACCUUAAUGACUUUAUCAAGAAAACAAAGGCUGGCCUAUCCACAACAGUUACCGAAGGAGACUAUGACUCACUGGUCGGUGUCAUGAUGCAUCUACUGGCAGUGAAGGACCGCCAGCCGAACACUGACAACAUGUUUGAGCCACUCAAGCAAACCAUUGAACUCCUCAAGACUUAUGAUCAAGAAAUGUCAGACGAGAUCCACUCGCUACUUGAGGAGUUGCCAGAGCAAUGGAACACAGUCAAGAAGAUGUCUGUUGGGAUGAAGCAAGAGGUUGCUCCACUCCAAGCUAACGAGGUCAACCUCUUGAGGAGGAAGUUGGCAUCAUUUGACGUCCAGCAACACGAGUUCAGAGAAAAAUUCAGAAAGACUGCUCCUUUUGCUUAUGAAGCAGAUUACGUUUAUGCAAGAAUUGAUAGAGCCAACGAACAGAUACUGGAGAAAGAGGCUGAGAUGAACUCACUCAGGGAAGCAGCUGGUCUCUUUGAAGUUAGUGUGCCAGACUUUAAACAGCUGAAAGCUUGUCGCAGAGAGACGGCACUCUUGAAGUCACUAUGGGAUAUGAUAAUGCUAGUUAAGAGUAGCUUUGGGGACUGGAACACUACCUUAUGGAGGGACAUUAAUGUGGAGCAGCUGGACAUUGAGUGCAAAAAAUUUGUUAAAGACAUUAGGACACUAGAUAAAGAAAUGAGGGCAUGGAAUGCUUUUACUGGUAUGGACUCUACUGUGAAAAAUAUGGUCACCUCACUGCGUUCCGUUGGUGAGUUGCAGAAUCAAGCAAUAAGAGAUCGUCACUGGGAGCAGCUCAUGCAAGCAACAAAAGUUACAUUUGUAAUGUCAGAGGAGACCAACUUAGCUGAUCUUUUGGCUCUGAAUCUACACAACUUUGAAGAUGAGGUUAGGAACAUAGUUGAUAAAGCUACUAAAGAGUUGAGUAUGGAGAAGACGCUUAAAGAAUUGGACAAGACUUGGAGUGAGAUGGAAUUUGAAUACGACAUUCACACAAGAACCAAACUAAAACUACGAAAGACAACAGAAGAACUAGUAGAAACUCUUGAAGAGAACCAAGUUCAAUUGCAGAAUAUGAUGACUUCAAAAUUUGUUGGUUACUUCCUUGAGCAAGUCUCCUCAUGGCAGAAGAAGCUCUCCAAUGCUGACUCAGUCAUUACUAUAUGGAUGGAAGUACAGAGGACCUGGUCUCAUCUGGAGAGUAUAUUCAUUGGGUCUGAAGAUAUUAGAGCACAGUUACCAGAACACUCAAAACAAUUUGAUACCAUUGACAGAGACUUUAAGAAACUUAUUUCUGAAGCUGAGAAGACGCCUAAUGUAGUUGAGUCCACUAAUAGGAAUGGUCUUUAUGAAGAAUUGGAAGACAUACAGAAUAGGCUUUCAGUCUGUGAGAAAGCACUGGCUGAAUAUCUGGAGACCAAGCGUCUCGCUUUUCCAAGAUUUUAUUUCAUAUCAUCUGCUGAUCUACUUGACAUUUUGUCUAAAGGGAACCAGCCAACUUUGGUUGCUCGUCAUUUAGCCAAGUUAUUUGAUAGUAUGGCUAAGCUAAAGUUUGAGGAUGAUUCCGGUCGCAUUGCCCUUGGCAUGUACAGUAAAGAUGGAGAAUACGUUGACUUUGAUUCUCCUUGCAAGCUUGAGGGACAAGUUGAAGACUGGCUCAAUAAACUCCUUGAAAAGAUGCAGGCAACUGUUCGCUACCAAUUCACUGAAGCCAUUGUUGGCUACGAAGAGAAAGCUCGUGAGCAGUGGCUGUUUGACUACCCAGCUCAAGUUGCUCUAGCUACAACCCAGAUAUGGUGGAGCACAGAGGUUGGGAUUGCUUUUGCUCGUUUAGAGGAAGGAUAUGAGAAUGCACUCAAGGAAUACUUUAAGAAACAAGUGACACAACUGAACACACUCAUCAACCUCUUGUUGGGUGACCUUAGCAAAGGGGACAGGCAAAAGAUCAUGACCAUUUGUACCAUUGAUGUGCACGCUCGUGACGUCGUCGCUAAACUUAUAGCGCAAAAAGUUGAGAACUCUCAAGCUUUUACUUGGCUCUGCCAGUUGAGGCACAGGUGGGACGAAGACAAGAAGCACUGCUUUGCUAAUAUCUGUGAUGCACAGUUCAAGUAUUCUUACGAGUAUCUUGGCAAUACUGCCCGACUGGUUAUUACUCCUUUAACUGAUAGGUGUUACAUUACCCUCACUCAGUCCCUCCAUUUAACAAUGAGUGGUGCUCCUGCUGGUCCUGCUGGUACUGGUAAGACUGAGACUACCAAAGACUUGGGAAGAGCACUGGGUAUGAUGGUAUAUGUAUUCAACUGCUCUGAACAAAUGGACUAUAAGUCUAUUGGUAACAUAUACAAGGGUCUAUCACAGACUGGUGCCUGGGGCUGUUUUGAUGAGUUCAAUCGUAUCUCAGUUGAAGUCCUCUCAGUGGUGGCUGUGCAAGUGAAGUCCAUACAAGAUGCCAUUCGAAUGAAGAAACAACGAUUUAUAUUUGAGGGUACAGAAAUAAGACUCACUCCAACGGUUGGUCUCUUUAUUACUAUGAACCCUGGCUAUGCUGGAAGGACCGAACUACCAGAGAACCUCAAGGCUUUGUUUAGACCAUGUGCUAUGGUUGUUCCUGAUUUUGAGUUAAUUGCUGAGAUCAUGUUGGUAGCUGAAGGUUUCCUAAACGGUCGUAUUCUUGCACGAAAGUUCUUGACACUUUACACACUUUGCAAGGAGCUCCUCUCCAAACAGGAUCAUUAUGACUGGGGGCUAAGGGCCAUUAAAUCAGUACUGGUGGUAGCUGGAUCUCUUAAGAGAGGAGACAGAGGAAGGCCUGAAGAUCAAGUGCUAAUGAGAGCAUUGCGUGAUUUCAAUACCCCAAAGAUAGUGACUGAUGAUGUCCAGAUAUUCAUGGGUCUAAUUGGUGACCUCUUCCCUGCACUCAACGUACCAAGGAAGAGAGACCUCGACUUUGAACAGACAGUCAAACAAUCUGUAUUGGAUCUUGGCCUUCAGCCGGAGGAUGGUUUCAUAUUAAAGAUUGUGCAGCUGGAAGAGUUACGUCACGUGAGACACUCUAUAUUCGUGAUUGGUAAUGCAGGAACAGGGAAAAGCAAGAUCCUUCGUUGUUUAAACAGGACUUACUACAACCUGAAACAGAAACCAGUCUGGCAGGACAUCAACCCAAAGGCCGUCACAACAGAUGAACUCUACGGAUUCAUCAAUCCAGCAACAAGAGAAUGGAAGGACGGGCUGUUCUCCAUCAUCAUGAGAGACUUAUCCAACCUCAGCAAUGAGAGCCCUAAGUGGAUUGUACUGGAUGGAGACAUUGAUCCUAUGUGGAUUGAAUCACUCAACACAGUCAUGGAUGAUAAUAAGGUGUUGACUCUGGCUAGUAAUGAGCGUGUACCAUUAACUCCCUCGAUGAGAUUAAUGUUUGAGAUUGGACACUUGAAAGCAGCCACUCCAGCAACUGUCUCUCGUGCCGGUAUCCUCUUUGUGAACCCCUCAGAUUUAGGAUGGAACCCAUAUGUUCAAAGUUGGAUUGACAAGAGAGAGGUCCAAUCUGAGAAAGCAAACCUGACGAUCCUGUUUGACAAGUACAUCCCUACAUUGCUGGACACCCUUCGCCACAGGUUCAAGAAGAUCACUCCAAUAUCGGACAACAGCAUGAUACAGACCCUCUGCUACCUCCUUGAGGCUCUACUGACACCAGAGAACACACCACCCGACUGCUCCAAGGAGUUGUAUGAACUGUACUUUGUCUUUGCUGCUGUUUGGUCUUUUGGUGGGUCAAUGUUUCAGGAUCAGUUGGUGGAUUAUCGUGUUGAGUUCUCAAAGUGGUGGGUCACUGAGUUUAAAGUUGUCAAGUUCCCAAGUCAGGGCACUAUCUUUGACUAUUAUUUGGACAACGAGACAAAGAAAUGGCUACCAUGGUCAGAUAAAGUACCAAAGUUUGAGCAUGAUCCUGAAAUGCCUUUGCAAGCUGUUCUGGUGCAUACUUCUGAAACAAUACGUUGUCGCUAUUUUGUUGAUCUACUAAUGUCAAACAAGCGUCCAGUAAUGCUUGUUGGCAAUGCUGGUUGUGGCAAGACUGUACUGGUCAAUGAUAAACUCAAUGGUCUGGAUGAGGACACACUGGUCACCAUGAUACCAUUCAAUUACUACACAACAUCGCUCAUGCUUCAGCAGGUCAUGGAGAAACCACUUGAGAAGAAAGCUGGCAGGAAUUACGGUCCACCUGGAACAAAGAGACUUAUAUACUUCAUUGAUGACAUGAAUAUGCCUGUGGUUGAUACAUACGGUACAGUACAGCCGCACACAUUGAUACGACAGCACUUGGAUUAUAACCAUUGGUACGAUAGGACCAAGUUGAUGCUUAAGGAAGUGCAUAACGUCCAGUAUGUAGCAUGCAUGAACCCAACUGCCGGUAGUUUCACGAUUAAUCCUCGUCUUCAGCGACACUUUAGUGUUUUUGCUGUUAGUUUUCCGGGUAACGAUGCACUCAAUACCAUAUAUCAGAGUAUACUAACUGGACAUGUCAGCUCUGGUGGGUUUAAUAAUCAGAUACAAAAGAAUAUGGAGAAGAUUGUGGCAGCUGCUCUUACUCUUCAUAAUAAAGUCUCAACUUCUUUUCUACCGACUGCUAUAAAGUUUCAUUAUAUUUUUAAUUUGCGAGAUCUCUCAAAUAUAUUCCAGGGUAUAUUAUUUUCUGGUUCAGAUUGUCUCAAAACUCCAAUGGAUUUUGUGAGGUUAUGGCUCCAUGAAGCCUCACGUGUCUAUGGUGACAAACUGAUAGAGAUCAAGGACAUGGAGAACUUUACUAAAAUGAAAUUUGAAAUAGCCAAGCAGUCCUUUGAGGAUCUUGAUGAUACAGCAUUGAAAGCAGAGCCUCACAUCUAUUGUCACUUUGCUUCAGGCAUAGGAGAACCAAAGUACCUCUCUGUGGCAUCCUGGGAGUCACUGAGCAAGAUACUAGAGGAGGCCCUCGAUUCUUACAAUGAGAUUAAUGCUGCUAUGAAUCUUGUACUCUUUGAAGAUGCCAUGUACCAUGUUUGUCGUAUUAAUCGUAUUCUAGAGGCUCCACGUGGUAAUGCUCUACUGGUUGGUGUAGGAGGCAGUGGCAAGCAGAGUCUGACAAGACUUGCUGCUUCUGUCUCUGGACUGGAAGUGUUUCAGAUACAGCUAAGGAAAGGAUACGGAGUCGGUGACUUGAGAGCUGAGCUGGCUCAGCUAUACAUCAAAGCUGGUCUUAAAAAUAUUGGUACAGUCUUCCUACUCACUGAUGCUCAGGUGCCAGAUGAAAAAUUCCUUGUCCUCAUUAAUGAUUUAUUAGCUUCUGGAGAAGUCCCUGGAAUAUUUGCCGAUGAUGAAUUGGAGAAUGUAAUCAACGGAUUGAGGAAUGAAGUGAAGGGAGCCGGGAUCCAAGACACUAAAGAAAAUAUAUGGAAAUUCUUUAUUGACCGUGUUAGAAGACAACUUAAGGUUGUGUUGUGUUUUUCUCCUGUUGGUUCUACCCUGAGGGUACGCAGUAGGAAGUUUCCAGCUAUUGUUAACUGCACAUCCAUUGAUUGGUUUCAUGAAUGGCCAGAAGAAGCUUUAGUGUCUGUCAGCUCACGUUUCUUAUCAGACAUUGAACUUAUUACUCCUGAAGUAAGGGGUUCUGUCAGUAAGUUCAUGGCUUUUGUUCAUGGUAGUGUGAACGAGAUGAGUAAACUUUACCUUGCAAAUGAGAAGAGAUACAAUUAUACCACACCUAAGAGCUUCCUUGAACUGAUUGCACUAUACCAGAAUCUUUUAACUAGUAAACACAGUGAGCUUAUUGCUAACAUGGAACGUCUUGAAGGAGGUCUUGAGAAACUAAAGAGCACUGCAGCUCAAGUUGACGAUCUCAAAGAGAAACUAGCUGCUCAGGAGGUAGAGCUCAAGCAGAAGAAUGAAGAUGCUGACAAGCUUAUUGAGAUUGUUGGAGUGGAGCAAGAGAAAGUUAGCAAAGAGAAAGCAAUUGCAGAUGGCGAAGAAAAGAAAGUGGCCAAGAUAAACGAGGAGGUGACAAAGAAGCAGAAGGACUGCGAAAGAGACUUGGCUCGUGCUGAACCAGCUUUGAAAGCUGCAGCUGCUGCACUGGACACACUCAAUAAAGCAAACCUUACCGAGCUUAAAUCUUUUGGAAAGCCUCCGCCAAUUGUUGUGCAAGUUGUUGCAUCUGUGAUGAUGCUCUUGAGUCCUUCAAAUAAAAUACCCAAAGACACCUCUUGGAACUCCGGAAAGAACUUUAUGGGGAAAGUGGAUCAGUUUCUGGACUCAUUAAUUCAUUUUGACAAGGAGAACAUACAGGAAGCUAACCGUAAAGCUGUAGAGCCAUAUCUCCAAAUGAAAGAGUUUGACCCUGAUUUUGUAAAGGGCAAAUCAUUUGCUGCAGCAGGUUUAUGUGCAUGGACUGUCAACAUUGUCAAGUUCUAUGAAGUUUUUUGUGACGUUGAGCCAAAAAGGAAAGCUCUGGCUGCAGCUAAUGCUGAAUUAGCAGCAGCACAGGAUAAGCUAUCAAAAAUCAAAGCAAAGAUAAAAGAGCUUGAUGAUAAUCUUGCGGAACUGACCAGACAGUUUGAGGAAGCUACCUCAGCUAAACUGAAGUGUCAGCAAGAGGCAGAGUCAACUGCUACUACAAUAUCCCUUGCAAACAGACUAGUAAAUGGUUUAUCAGCUGAGAAGGUCCGUUGGGGUGAGUCUGUGGAGAGGAUGAAGAAAGAAGAGAUACUCUUACCUGGCGAUGUCCUCCUAACUGCUGCCUAUCUCUCGUACGUCGGGUGCUUUGGAAGAAACUACAGACUGAGCCUGAUGGACGAUAAAUGGUUGCCUUUCCUACAGAAAUUAGAUCCUCCUAUACCAAAGACAGAAGAUCUUGAUGUACUAUCGCUAUUGACUGACCCUGCUACCAUAGCUCACUGGAAUAAUGAGAAUCUACCCAGUGAUCGUAUGUCCAUAGAGAAUGCUACCAUAUUGACCAGUGCUGAGAGGUGGCCACUAAUGAUUGACCCACAGCUCCAGGGGAUCAAAUGGAUCAAGACAAGAGAGGGAGAUGAAUUGAAAGUCGUUAGGCUUGGAAGCAAAGGAUAUCUUGAUGCUAUUGAGAGAGCUGUCUCUAAUGGUGACUGCUUACUCCUCGAGAAUAUAAUGGAGUCCGUAGAUCCUGUACUAGACCCUCUACUGGGACGACUAACUAUUAAGAAAGGACGUUAUAUUAAGAUUGGAGACAGAGAAGUUGAAUAUCAUCCCAAGUUUAGAAUGAUACUACAGACAAAACUAGCAAAUCCUCACUACAAACCUGAGAUGCAGGCACAAGCUACACUCAUUAACUUCACUGUUACAAGAGAUGGACUGGAGGACCAGCUCCUAGCUGAGGUGGUAUCAACUGAAAGACCUGACCUAGAGAAAACAAAAACUGAGCUAACGACACAGCAGAAUGAGUUUAAGAUCAGACUGAAAGAGUUAGAGGAUAAUCUACUCUCACGUCUCUCGUCUGCUGGAGGAAACUUCCUCGGCGACACAGCCCUGGUUGAGAACCUUGAGAUUACUAAGAGCACAGCACAAGACAUUGAGAUGAAAGUACAAGAAGCUAUAGUUACUGAGAAGAAGAUAAACGAAGCAAGAGAGAACUACAGGCCAGUUGCUGCACGAGCUUCACUUCUUUACUUUAUAUUAAACGAUUUGAACAAGAUCAAUCCUCUGUAUCAAUUCUCAUUGAAAGCCUUCAGUGUAGUGUUCCACAAUGCUAUAGACAGAGCUGAAGAGAAUGAAGACAUUAAGGCUCGUGUGUCCAAUCUCAUUGACAGCAUCACUUAUAUGGUCUACAUGUACACAUCCCGUGGUCUUUUUGAGAGAGACAAACUAACUUUCACCUCUCAAGUCACCUUCCAAAUAUUGCUGAUGGAUAAGGCCAUUGAUCCAACUGAGCUGGAUUUCCUGCUACGUUUCCCUACAGUCCCAAAUGUUAACAGUCCAGUCGACUUCCUCUCACACAACAGCUGGGGUGGCAUCAAGGCACUAGCUAACAUGGACCAGUUCAGAAAUAUUGACAAAGAUAUUGAAGGUUCUGCUAAAAGGUGGAAGAAGUUUGUAGACAGUGAGACACCAGAGCAAGAGAAGUUCCCUGGAGAAUGGAAGAACAAGAGCUCCCUACAGAAGCUCUGCAUGAUGAGGGCACUCAGACCAGACAGGAUGACAUAUGCUAUGCUGUUGUAUGUUGAGGAGAAACUCGGUACAAAAUAUGUAGAGAAGAGGACGAUUCCGUUUGAAGUGUCUUACAAAGAGAGUGGCCCAGCUACUCCUGUCUUCUUUGUCCUCAGUCCUGGAGUUGAUCCUCUUAAAGACGUUGAGGCACUCGGAAAUAAAAUGAACUUUACCGUCGACAAUAAGAACUUUCAUAAUGUCUCGCUAGGACAAGGUCAAGAGAUUGUUGCUGAGAGAGCUCUUGAGCUAGCAGCUACAGAAGGACACUGGGUCAUAUUACAAAACAUUCAUCUUGUCGCCAGGUGGCUGGCAACACUAGAGAAGCAGUUGGAGAAGAACAGUGAGGGGAGUCAUGAAGCAUAUCGUGUGUAUAUAUCAGCCGAGCCAGCUCCUGAUCCAGCAGGGCACAUUAUACCACAGGGGAUCCUUGAAGCUAGUAUUAAGAUUACUAAUGAGCCUCCUACUGGUAUGCUGGCCAACCUUCAUAAGGCACUGGAUAACUUUAAUCAGGAUACUUUGGAGAGAUGCUCACGUGAGAACGAGUUCAAGAGUAUCCUCUUUUCUCUAAUAUACUUCCAUGCUUGUGUCGUCGAGAGACGUAAAUUCGGGCCACAAGGAUGGAACAGGUCGUACCCGUACAACACUGGCGACCUCACAAUUAGCGUUGAUGUACUCUACAACUAUCUUGAAGCCAACGCAAAGGUCCCUUGGACUGAUCUACGUUACUUGUUUGGUGAGAUUAUGUACGGUGGGCAUAUUACUGAUGACUGGGAUAGGAGACUCUGUCGGACAUACCUUGAGGAGUUUAUGAAACCUGAACAACUUGAUGGUGAGUUGCUCUUUGCUCCUGGUUUCCCCAUCCCGCCCAACUCUGACUACAAAGGCUACCAUAGUUACAUUGAUGAGAACCUCCCACCCGAGAGUCCCACCCUGUACGGUCUCCAUCCCAAUGCUGAGAUUGGGUUCCUCACUACUACCAGUGAGUCUCUAUUCCGUACUGUACUUGAAAUGCAGCCGAGAGACUCCACCAGUGGAGCAGGGGCAGGGGCCAGUCGAGAAGAGAAGAUCAAAGCACUACUUGAUGAGAUUCUAGAGAAGCUCCCUGAGGAAUUCAAUAUGGUGGAGCUGUUUGCACGUGCUGAAGAGAAGACCCCAUAUGUACUGGUGGCACUGCAGGAGUGUGAGAGGAUGAAUGGACUCACUCGCGAGAUAAGACGGUCAUUAAAGGAAGUUGAUCUUGGACUGAAGGGUGAGCUAACAAUCACUACAGACAUGGAGAACUUACAGAAUGCUUUAUUCUUUGACAACAUACCAGAAGGCUGGAACAAGAGAGCCUAUCCUUCAAUGAACGGCCUCACUGUCUGGUACGCUGACCUCCUCCAGCGAAUAAAAGAACUUGAGAGCUGGGUCUCCGACUUUAACAUGCCCGUCUGCAUAUGGCUAGCCGGUUUCUUUAACCCUCAGUCCUUCCUAACGGCCAUCAUGCAGUCUAUGGCCCGUAAGAAUGAGUGGCCAUUGGAUAAGAUGUGUCUUCAAUGCGACGUGAGUAAGAAGAACAGGGAGGACUUUUCCAGUGCUCCACGUGAAGGUGCGUAUGUUCACGGUUUCUUUAUGGAAGGAGCUCGUUGGGAUACACAGACUGGACUGAUACAAGAGGCACAUCUUAAGGAUCUCAAUCCUUCCAUGCCAGUUAUAUUCAUCAGAGCUAUACCUGUUGAUAAACAAGAGACCAAGAAUAUCUACGAGUGCCCUGUGUACAAGACAAGGACGCGCGGGCCUACUUAUGUGUGGACCUUUAAUUUGAAGACAAAGGAAAAGGCAGCAAAAUGGAUCAUUGCUGGAGUAGCACUACUACUUAGUGUAUGAACAUACAAAGGCCUCAUUGAGUAUUGUAAUGACUUUUUAAUAUUUUUUUACUUAUUAGUUGGCUGGCCAAACUUUUUUUAGUAUUUUUAAGAGCUAUAUAUUUUUUAUGCUAUUGCUUUUAUAUUUAAUUAUUGCUGUUUCCUUAAUUUUUUAUUGCAGUAAGCUCUACCACAGAUAGUACACGUAUCUACUAAGAUACCAAGCAGGAACUGUUUGUGUAGUUUCAAUUACUAAAUCUAUCACCAACUGCCAGAUUAU
Amphimedon queenslandica is the source of this 13781-nucleotide messenger RNA. RefSeq names its product dynein beta chain, ciliary-like. Gene Ontology annotation, cellular component: dynein complex. NCBI's taxonomy places the organism in Eukaryota, Metazoa, Porifera, Demospongiae, Haplosclerida, Niphatidae. The transcript has 61 exons. Gene Ontology annotation, biological process: microtubule-based movement. The coding region runs from base 120 to 13523 and encodes 4467 amino acids. Gene Ontology annotation, molecular function: dynein light intermediate chain binding; minus-end-directed microtubule motor activity; dynein intermediate chain binding. The record is from RefSeq and is a predicted model, not a curated record.